AUGGGGGUGCAGAUAGCGCUGGAGAAGGGCGAGAGAGGGUCAAGGGUGAAAUGGAUUGGGACAACCCUUGAGUUGAGGGAGAAGGAGCUCAUGAUUGGGAUCCAGUCAAAGAUGCUAGAGGAGAUUGAGACGGAGCUGAAAAAGUGGCCCAAUAUGGGAAUGAUCCCCAUCAGAGAGGUCAGAAGAAUCACGGGCAAACUCAGCUGGGUGGCGGGCGUGGUGCCAAGAGUGAAAUGGGUGGUCAACGCCCUCUACAGCACCAUGGCGGCAGUGCAGCGGGAUGAGGAAGAGGGCCUGGAGGAGAAACGGGUUGCGCAGCGAGCCGACACAAGACCCAAGAAGGGGCUGAUCCCGUUCAAGAGGUUGAAGAACCCGGUCGAUUGGGUGAGCCGACUGAUGCAGCGCAAGGACAUCCUCCUCUUCCGCUCAGAGCCCUUCGUGGAAAAGAAGAUCCAGUAUGGCUUGGUGACGGAUGCGAGCCCGUUAGGCUUGGGCGGAAUCCUGAUAAGGCUGUCGCUGGAUGGAGAAAGGUAUGAGAUAGUGGAGGCAUUCGAGGCAGAGUUCAAAGAGGAAGAUGCAAAGCUGCUGAAUGUGGCGCAUGGAGAAGCUUCGUCGCAGAGCGUGGUGGAAACCCUCGCGGUGCUGCGAGGCCUGCACAAGUGGGCGGCGAACUUCAAGGGCAGGCCGAUCUUGCUCCGGAGCGACUCGACGGUAGCUCUGGGAGUCACCAAGAAGACGGGAAGCCCGUCGCCGCAGCUGAACUACCUGGCGGCAGAGAUCUCCCUCAUGUUGGAGCUCCACCGAAUCCAGCGAGUGGUCGUGCAGCACUUGCGGGGGGCAGACAACAAGGAGACGGACUGGCUGAGUCGCAUGCAUGAUCGGGGCGACAAGCCAAAGUCCCUGGAAGGAGUGAAGAUUUUUCGCCUUGCACCGUGUUUUACGUGCAAGGAGUUGUUCUCGCUCGCACCUCCUGGAGGGGAGGGCCAAGGUAGUUGGGCCGGGGACGAACAGCCUGCAGACACCUUCAUUGGAGGGGACACCGAGGCUCAAACCGAGGACAUGGCGCUGGCCUUGCAAGGUUCCCUAGCCAUCACGGAGACAAAGGAGCCUCAGACAGGGUCCUUAUGGAUUUUGAAACUAUGGCUGGGCACGGUGGUCCUCGGGUUCCUGGCUGGAGCGUGGUAUGGGCAAUGGCUGCCGCGGCUUUGCCAAAAGGCGUGGAUGGGCGUCAGGAGCAAAGCGAAAAUGGUGUGGACGUGGGGCUCAAUGGGGUGGGCCAAACUCCACAACCGUUUGGAGGCACAGUUCACCUUGGGACAAAACCGAGAAAAGGAAGGGGGCCAGAGGGGAUGGUUGCCAUGGUCUAGCAGAAAGUUGGGUGGCGGAACCCAGCAGACGCAGGUCUAUCAGCCCAAGGGCAUCAGCGGCCAGAAAGAAGGUAAAGGAGGCGGAAAGGGCAGAGAGCCCAAGGAGUCCCGAAAGUCACAGGGAGAGGCAUGCCCGGCGAGGGAACACGCAGGUGGUGUCAAGGAUGCUCGAGGCGGUAAGCCCCAAAGUGCCCGGAAGAGGAGAGUGAACUGGCAAGGGAUGACAAACCUCUUGUCCUCGAAAGAUUGGAAGAGGAAGGCUGUAGCAAACUUGAGAGGAAAGAUGUUUGCAAAAUCCACACUGGCCAGCAGAGCUUCCAAGAGGAAAAGGCUUUGUGACAUUCUGCUGAAGGUGAAGGGCGAGAAAGAUUUCUUCCCGCUGGGCUCGGAGGAACUGGAAUUGGUGGGAGCCGUUCUGAGUGAAGCAGAUCUCAAAGCGGGCGAACAAUACAUCAACGAGGUAAAGCUCAUGCAGCUGGAGGCCGGCUGGGCGUGGGAUGAAGUUUUGGAGAGGCAACUGGCCAUGGUGAAAAGAGCUCUGAGAAGAGAUGUUGGCCCGGACAAACGAGCCAAGGAGGUGAAACCCGAAGGAAUUUCUGUAGAAGAUCCCAAGGAAGUGGACAAGCAAGGUGAAGGAGCUCCAGCCUUCCCCAAGAUGUCCUACGUCUUUGCAGCAGUGUGGAUGCUUAGGAGUGGGGAGGUGGUUGGUUUGGACAGCGGCCACCUGGACUUGGACCCAACGGAUAAGAAGGUAUCCUUGCUCAUCCCAAAAUCCAAGAUGGACCAGGGCAAGCGAGGAGUAAAGCGGACCCUCACUUGUUGCGGCCACAGACCUUGCAAAUCAACGUGUCCGUGGAGGAUCUCUGUCAGAGUGAAAAACUAUAUGGCAGGGCCAAAUGAUGAGGACCCGUUGAUCGCGGAUGGAGUGGGCUGCAGAAUCUCACGAUUUCAAUUAGUGAAGUCGUGGGUGAACCACGUCGACGAAACCAUGUCAGGGCACUCUGCUCGGAGAUCCGGAGCCAUGUUCUACACGAGAGAAAGGUGGAGUUUAGCAGACCUCAUGUUUCUAGGCCGAUGGAAGAGCGCGGCGGUGUUCAGAUACAUGGAGGAAGCGAUGGCUGAACUCCCCAUCAAUGAGUCGGUGAAGAAGGAAAGGAAAAUCGAACCAGCCACAACAGUGGUGAAUGUGGACGAAGAGGAUCCGCCAUUAGUGGUGAAGGGCCCGGAAAUUAAAUCGCAAGGGGCAAACAAGAAGCCCUUGUGGGCGAUCUCAAUCAGCUCAAGAGGCAAAGUUGCUCAUCGUGUUGGCAAAGCUUCCUGGGGCAUGCCCAUAGCAGAAUGGACCACCAUCUGCGGGUGGCACUUUGCCCGCAACAACGCGAGAGUGGAACUCACCCGGUUCAAGGAGCUUCACAUCAACUGCUGUCAAAAGUGCAAGGGGCUACACUCACUGCGCGACGGAGUCAAAGGAGGGGUUGAGCUGGCGCAGCUUGUAGAAAUUUGA
Molecule: messenger RNA, 2871 nt
Organism: Cladocopium goreaui
Lineage: Eukaryota; Dinophyceae; Suessiales; Symbiodiniaceae
Source: the annotation of a GenBank genome assembly